Messenger RNA from Sarcophilus harrisii (Tasmanian devil), 2886 nucleotides. RefSeq names its product beta-1,3-glucuronyltransferase 1 (gene B3GAT1). Gene Ontology annotation, biological process: chondroitin sulfate proteoglycan biosynthetic process; carbohydrate metabolic process. Gene Ontology annotation, cellular component: Golgi membrane. The record is from RefSeq and is a predicted model, not a curated record. The transcript is spliced from 7 exons. Gene Ontology annotation, molecular function: galactosylgalactosylxylosylprotein 3-beta-glucuronosyltransferase activity. The coding region runs from base 229 to 1227 and encodes 332 amino acids. NCBI's taxonomy places the organism in Eukaryota, Metazoa, Chordata, Mammalia, Dasyuromorphia, Dasyuridae.
CGCGUCUGGGGAUUAAGGGCUGGAGGGAACUGCGCGAUGGAGCUGGAGCGAGCCGGGGAGGAUUCAGACUCGCGAAGCCAGGCCUCCAUCCCUCUGGGGCCCUGAGCUCCCCCGGACAGCUGCGUUCUCUCUGGACUCCGGCCUGACCAGACUUCCUAAACCUGCUUCUGCAAUGGGUGGGUUGUAAGCACUGGUAAUGAGGAGCUGUGGGUCCAGUCAGCCUUGGAGAUGCCGAAGAGACGGGACAUCCUUGCUAUCGUACUCAUUGUGCUGCCCUGGACGCUGCUCAUCACUGUCUGGCAUCAGAGCCCCAUUGCUCCACUGCUCACUGUGCACAAGGAUGACGGGAGCGACCCCAGGCGGGACCCCGGCGCGGACUCCCGGGAGUACUGCAUGUCCGACCGGGACAUCGUGGAGGUGGUGAGGACCGAGUACGUGUACACGCGGCCCCCGCCCUGGUCGGACACGCUGCCCACCAUCCACGUGGUCACCCCCACCUACAGCCGCCCCGUGCAGAAGGCCGAGCUCACGCGGCUGGCCAACACCCUGCUGCACGUGCAGAACCUCCACUGGCUGGUGGUGGAGGACGCCCCGCGCCGCACGCCGCUGACCGCCCGCCUCCUCCGGGACACGGGCCUCAACUACACGCACCUGCACGUGGAGACGCCGCGGAACUACAAGCUGCGCGGGGACGCCCGCGACCCGCGCAUCCCGCGGGGCACCAUGCAGCGCAACCUGGCCCUGCGCUGGCUGCGGGAGACCUUCCCGCGCAACGCCACUCAGCCCGGCGUCGUCUACUUCGCCGACGACGACAACACCUACAGCCUGGAGCUCUUCGAGGAGAUGCGCAGCACAAGGAAGGUGUCCGUGUGGCCCGUGGCCUUUGUGGGGGGCCUUCGCUAUGAAUCCCCGCGGGUGAAUGGCGCGGGGAAAGUCAUUGGAUGGAAGACCGUCUUUGACCCUCACCGGCCAUUUGCCAUUGAUAUGGCCGGCUUCGCGGUCAACCUCCGGCUCAUCCUGCAACGCAGUCAAGCCUACUUCAAGCUUCGGGGAGUCAAGGGCGGCUACCAAGAGAGCAGCCUCCUCCGUGAGCUCGUCACCCUCAAUGACCUGGAGCCCAAGGCUGCCAACUGCACCAAGAUUCUCGUCUGGCACACACGAACAGAGAAGCCGGUGCUGGUGAACGAGGGGAGAAAAGGCUUCACUGACCCCAAUGUGGAGAUCUGACACGGGACCCAGGAGACUCCCUCUCAAAGACCCUGCUCUUGGCCCAAGAGCACCUCUCCCCCCCAGCCGUGGGGGCCCUCAUGGCAGACUCCUGAGCAAUCCCUGUCACCUGUCCUUCCAUCCUGGAGGCUUACAGAGGAAGCCUAAUGGGACACAAGGAAGAAAGAAAAAAUCAUCGAAAGCACAGAAACCCCAGGCUUGUCGUUCUCCUCUGCCCAAGAUGACCGAAAGAUUGAGUGGGAGAUCCUGGGAAGUGGGGAGUCCAGCCGAUGUCAAGCAGGAGCCCUGGGGAGACGGCCCAAUGCCCCUGCAUUUUUCCCGAAGAAUUUCCCAGCCCACACCCAAGCCCGAAGCUGCCACCAAGCUUGUGACCCUGAAUGACUCAGUGUGGGAGCUAGCAGGGGCCACAGGAGGCACCCACGGGGAGAAAAGUGCUCCCUUUCCCUUGGCUCCUUCCACUCCAGCUGGGAUUUAUAACAUUGCACAACACAGGACAGCCAGAGCGUUUCAAAAAUCCAGAAAUGACUGAGAACGUGUGAAAUCUCUCCUCCCUCUGCCCCUUCCUUUCCCCAGCUCCUCUCCUUGUCUCCUUCCUGCGAGUUGCUCCAGAAUCAGACAUACCUCUCUCCGGCCUGGGUGCAUUUCUUUGGUUCAUGUUUACAGAAUUUAUGGCUGUGUUAAACCCUGGCACCUGACUAACCCUGUCCGGGGGGCCUGAUCCUGUUGGCAGGCGCCUACCUCAGGUUGCAGUGGGACUGGCUUUUCUGUUCUGUCCCUUCUCAGAACCAGCACCAGUUGAGACACCACCUCUUGCACUAGGAAGAAAUCAAGCAACCCUGUUCUAAAAUGCUGAACCUGGGUUACAGCAAGGCCCCUUUCCUACAGCCAGCCAGGGUGGGGAAGGGCGUAUGGAAAGGGGAAGGGGCGGAGAUGGUCCAGCAAGGCUGGAAUCCCUUUCCCUGUGUCUCUGAGACUAGUCAGUCAUCCAUCAGGCCUGAGGACAUUAGGAAUACCUGCCCAAAGGUGGGGAGAGGGAAAAGAGAAGGGGGAUGGAAGCAGAGUACAGGUAGAGAUUUCUUCUAGUCGAGCACAGGACAUAGGAUUGGGACGAUGUGGUGUGGCUCUGUGACUGUCACCCACCCCUUCAGUUUUGUGAGCUUCAGAAUAAUAGCAGGGACUGAAGGAAAGCAACCAAGAUAACCUGGAUGCUGAACAGAGAGAGGAGCUGAGCACAGAUGAUAGAUUGGAAAUUAUUUUUUAAAAAACAAAAUGGAGAGAAAAACUUACCUUCUCAUUGAGCCAGGAGCAGCCAGAUCAAGCUCCCUUUAUUUCCAAAAGUCACUGGCCACCUCAUUCCUUCUCCACACCACAGAACAAAACAAAUCUCCUUCCUCCCUUUUCACCCCCUCCAGUUCCAUCAACUACCAUACCUUGGGCUUGUGGUUUUCGGUUUGUAGAACAUAAAGGCUCUCCCCCUGGACUGCUCUGAUAGGACCCUGCCCCAAAUUCUUUCCCUUCUUUCCCAUUCUCCUGGCUGCCCCACCUAUUUUCGUCCAUAAUUUCUCUCUCCCAUUCCCUCCUUCCUUCUCUUUCACUCUCCCCCUUGAAAGCUGGAAGCACAAUUUUCCUCCAUGAUGAAGGAAAAAGAAGGGAUCUUAC